AGUGCAGGCUCUCUAUGAGCAGCUCUAAGAUGGAGGAGCCUCCAUUCCCACGCUCUCUGGGAGUCCAUUCCCCGCCCUCCGCCUCCAUUACCCGAUCGGUCCUCCUCCCGCUGCCCGGAAACACUUCCCCCGAGCCGAGCGGCCGGCCCAAUGAGCGCCGAGCAGCCGCCAGCUGGAUGUUUGGCACCGCGUACUGGGGGGUCCCCGAGCCUCGCCGUGUCCGGCCGCGGGAGCUAGAGCCCCCCGUGUGAGCGGCGGCCAUGGGGGAGCAGAGCCCGGAGCUGUCCGCGCUCGCCAUGGAGCAGGAGGGGGGGCUGUGCCCGGAGGACAAGAUGCGGAAGUGGUUCUUGGACAAGCGGGAGUCCGGCACCGUGUAUGACACCACCACCGUGCUCAUCGAGCAGGACCGGCAGCCCGCCUGGGGGGAGGACGACGAAGACGAGGAGGACGACGAGUUCGAGGGCCAUGUCGGCUCUAACCUGCCCUACCUGGAUGCUGCCAACGAGCAGGGACUCCUACUGCUGCCCGAGCAGGACGCCAUGUCCCAGGGCUAUGUCCAGCACAUCAUCUCCCCCGACCAGAUACACCUCACCAUUAACCCGGGGACCACCCCCAUGCCCAGGAACAUAGAGGGGGCCACACUCACCCUGCACUCAGAGUGCCCGGAGACCAAGCAGAAGGAGGUGAGUGGAGCUCACACUUCAUAUCAGUGCCAGUCAUCCCCCAUGCCAACCAGCCUCCAUGCCAGCCUCAGUGCCAGGACAAGCAGCUGGCUGGCAUUGCUUCCUCAAAUAGGUCAUAUUAUGACUUUAAAUACAUGAUGGCUAAAUUAUGAGCAAUGGCCAUGUAUUGCCCAUUGUUGUGAAUGCCAGUCUGUUUUGGCAGGGAAGCUACAUUGGUUGGAGUUGCAUCAAACCCUCAGUACCCUCAACCUGCCGUAGGUACAGUCAGUGGACAGCUGGAAAUAACUAAUAGAUGUAAAACUUAUUGAUGAACCAUCAGAGGGAUUCAUAGAAACAUGUCUCUUAAUGUUUUGUGGUGACUCUGCACCAGCUGUGGAGAGAUUAUCCUGUAGCAGCAACUCGUGUCAUUUUUUUUUUUUUUUAGUGUGAAUUGUCUAUCGUUUAAGACUUGUUUCAAUAUUCACUAAAAUGUGAAUUUUACAUUUUAGGCCAAAGUAGAUUUGAAAGCAUGGAUUUUUAUUUAUUUUUAAUUCUGAUCUGGUUAAUUACUUGUAUUGCUUUCUGGGGGAACUUAAAGUGUCUUUCUUUUGGUGAUCUUGAUAGAAUCUUUACAAUAUAUUCAUGUUAAAUUGGUUGGUCUGUAGAGAAUCCUGUAGUCACAUGGGAUUUUCCAUAGACAUCUCUGUUGUACUCUGAUGGCUCUUGGUGGGGAAAAAGUGCCAGGAGCUUAAAAGGAAAUACGGUGGCACCGUAGGGGGUAGCCUUAGGCAUUCCAGAUGUGGUGGUCCAUAUUUCCCUAAGUGAUGGCAAAGCAUCAGGGAAAAUGUAGUCCACAACAUCUGCCCCAAGGUGACAGUUACUUAAUGGGACACUGUAGACGCCAUAACCACUUCAACAGAUUUAAGUGGUUAUGGUACCUGCAUCACUCUUAAACACUUUGCUUACAAAAUAAGUUGGAAUCAUGCACUAUACCAUUUCAUAUCAGUAAUUAGGUAAGUGACUGAGAGAGCUCAACUGGUGCUCUCAGACGAACAUUGACCUCUACCCUUGGUAUGGUGUGAAGUAGAUCACCUCCAUGCCUCCACCAUAUUAUUGAAGGUCUGGGCUUCAGGCUGCCGGGGACUGAGAAUCUCUACUAAAUAGUGAGUAAACCAUUGAGUAUUUAUACAGGACCCAACACUUGCAGACUCCAGGCACAAUAAUAACUUAAAUCAGUUGAACAUGUUAUAGUGCCUACAGUGUUCCCUUAAAGGACCACUCUAGGCACCCAGACCACUUCAGCUUAAUGAAGUGGUCUGGGUGCCAGGUCCAGCUAGGGUUAACCCAUUUUUUCAUAAACAUAGCAGUUUCAGAGAAACUGAUAUGUUUAUGAAUGGGUUAAGCCUUUCCUCUAAUCCUCUAGUGGCUGUCUCAUUGACAGCCACUAGAGGCGCUUGCGUGCUUCUCACUGUGAUUUUCACAGUGAGAAGACGCCAGCGUCCAUAGGAAAGCAUUAUGAAUGCUUUCCUAUGUGACCGGCUGAAUGCGCGCGCAGCCAGCGCAGGAGGAAGAGAGCUCCCCACCCAGCGCUGGAAAAAGGUAAGUUUAACCCCUUUCCCCCUUCCAGAGCCGGGCGGGAGGGGGACUCUGAGGGUGGGGGCUCCCUCAGGGCACUAUAGUGCCAGGAAAACUAGUAUGUUUUCCUGGCACUAUAGUGGUCCUUUAAAUUAAAGGGAUUCUCCAGUGCCAGGAAAACAUAUUAGUUAUCCUGGCACUGCAGGACCCUGUAGUGCCCCCCCAUCCUAAGCUGCUGAAAGGGUUAAAACCCCUUCAGUGACUUACUGGAGUUCUGGGCUGAUGUCCCUCGGCGCUGGUCAGGCUCAUGGGAGACCUAAUGCGCAUGCUCGGCUUUCCUUGCUGUCCUUCAAUGCUUUCCUAUGGGUUUUUCGGCGACGCUGGAGGUCCUCACAUAACGUGAGGACGUCCAGCGUUGCUUAAAACACUUUCCCUCUAGUGGCUGUCUGAUAGACAGCCACUAGAGGAGGACUUAACCCUGCAAGGUAAAUAUUGUUUAUGAAAAUUGUUGAACUGUUUAUGAAAAAAAGUUUAUGAAAACUGCAAUAAUUACACUUGCAGGGUUAAGGGUAGUGGAAGUUGGCACUCAGUCCACUCCAAUGGGCAGAAGUGGUCUGGGUGCUUGGAGUAUCCCUUUUAAGUGAAUAGUCUUGCAAAUCUCCUAAUUUAAAAAAAAAAACAGGAGUAACUUCUAAAAUAUUAGGAAGGAAGAAAUGUGGCCUACAUUGAAACAUACAUGAUGUGUUUUGUCAAAUCCUUAAUUUUUAAUAAAAAAAAAAAAACUUAAUAAAAAAUAAUUAUCCAGCUGCUUUGUUUCAAUUCAAUUUGAAUUUAAAGGGCUUCUUUAACCCUUUGGAGCUGGGGCACCUUUUUGUGUAAAAUGCUAAAUAUGCACAUACUUGAUUUGGCUGCCCCGAACAGAGUUCUGGCCUGCCAAUGUUAUGUGUGCUGGGGGUGCAACUAGCAACCAUCACACAAUUAACAAUGCAGAAACACUGCACAUCCAGAGUCUUACCACCAUGACCACUUUAAAUCUGUGAAGUGGUCAUGAUGGUUGGUUGUAACCCUUAAAGGGACACUAUAGGCACUCAGAGCAUUUCAUUUAACCCUUACUGCUAUGUCAAGUCCAUAGCUGCUGUACAGGGCAACCUUAAAAUUUGGACCUAUUUCACAAACAUAUAAACAGUUUGUGCAUUUGCUCUUAGCAUGCACCCAUAUGCUAGAAAUUUGGAGGAAAGUCAGCUGUGUGUGUUGCUGCAGAAGGUGGUGUGUAUUGCCAAGUAACUGGCAGAUAAUGUACGACCUUUUGAAAUUUUGAGUCCUGUACUUUGAUUACAAAUAUAUUUAUUUAAAAUCAUGAUAUUAAUGUUUUCUGUUUAUUGGAAUUCCCAUUAAAAGAGAUAUAAGAAUCUGCUUAUGAAAAUCACAGUAUCUCGUGAGCACAUGUCUAUAGACAUAUAUUGUUCAGAAGGAAUCUCACAAAGAACAAGUUUGUUUUUGUAUUCUAUACUUGUACAACAACGUCAUGGUGGAAUUUUUUCAGGAAACAGAAGAGCUUAGCUUAAGUUGUGCCUGCGGCAUGUAGAAACUACGCAUAAAACUGGGAUAAAUAUUAUUAUCCAGCUCGAAAACAGUGUGUGACUGGCUGAUUUGACAGGGGUUGGAGGUAGAGAUACACCUGGGCUAGAAAUGUCAAAUGCCUCAGAUAUGACAGCGUUGAAAUAUGAAACAUUUCACAGUCCAUAUCCUUGCAUUAUAACCACUUCAGCAUGUGGUUGUGUUAUCCCCCAGCAUAUGACCCUGUGUCAGGAGAUACUGGUGAUUGGUAGGUGGUCUGGUUUAUGUAUACUAUAAAUUGGGGUAAGUGCACUGUGUUUUUAAGGGCAUUUGUACACUGAGGAAGGGACAGGGGUCCCGAAAUGUGUUUUUUUUUUUUUUUCGUAUGCUCUUCAGAUAAGUGUGGUUCCACAAGUAGGCCUUAUCUACUAAGCUGUGCAUAGUUACCUCCUGUUUUAGCUGUUGUGGAUGUUUGCAUGUUUGUUCAUCAACAACACCUUUCUCUUCCCUGUGUACUGCACAUGCUUUUUUUUACUAUGUGAUACUGCCCACGCACUUGGAUGGCUCAGUGAGGAAAUUCCAAGUAUUAAGACUGCUUCCUAGUACCAUAACCUCUACAGUAAGCUGUAAUUCAUUGUGAUGUUUGGAGUUUAAAAGCACACUUUUUUUUAGUGUUAGGAAUACAAAGAUUUAUUUAUAAAACCUUAAUUAUUCCUCUGUCCACAAAUAAAGGUUUGCCUCCGUCGCAUGGAUUCCUCAUAGGAAAACAUAGGGGACCGGUACAGUGCACCCAGACAACUUCAAUGAGAUUAAGUGGUCUGGGUGCCUAUAGUGUCCCUUUAACUAAUUUAACAAUUCUCUACCUUUUACAUGUAUACAUUCUGUACUAAAUGCUCACCAUAGGCUGUCUCCCAGUAAAAGGCAUGGAGUCUUUCAAAAGUAGAACACUGUUCUAAUUACCGGUACUUAAAGAACCACUAUAGGCACCCAGACCACUUCAGCUCAAUAAAGUGGUCUGGGUGCCAGGUCCCUCUAGUUUUAACCCUGCAGCUGUAAACUGUUUACACAAGGGUUAAUCCAACCUCUAGUGACUAUCUGACAGCCGCUAGAGGUGCUUCUCACUGUGAAAAUCGGUGAGGAGAUGCUGGACGUCCAUAGGAAAGCAUUGAGAAAUGCUUUCCUAUGGACUGUUUGAAUGUGAGCCCGGCUAUUGCCGCACAUGAACAUUCGGCUCUGACGUCGGCAGAGAAAGGAGAGUUCCCCAGUGCCGAGGGAGCCCGGUGCUGGAGAAAGGUAAGUGUUCCCCAGCGGGAGUGGGACCCUGAAAAUCACAGUGAGCAGCGUGGAAGCGCCUCUAGCGGCUGUCAAUGAGACAGCCACUAGAGCCUGGAUUAACCCAUAUGUAAACAUAGCAGCUUCUCUGAAACUGCUAUGUUUACUGCAGGCAGUGUUUAACCCUAGAUGGACCUGGCACUCAGACCACUUCAUUAAGCUGAAGUGGUCUGGAUGCCUACAGUGGUCCUUUUAAAGGUUUACUUCAAGCACCAUAAUCACUGCAGCCUGCUGUAAUGGUUAUGAUGCUAGAUUCUAGAAGCACCCUGGUGCCUUUCCGGGGCGUGCUAAGCCUUCUCUGAUGGCGGCUGCAGAAGUCUAAUGCGAUCCUGACACUUAUUUAUUGGCAUUUGAUAUGUUUUCAUACCGAAACACUGCGCACACAAGUUUUGGACGCCGUGGUCACUUCCAAACAAGUAGUUGGAUUGAUAAAUGGGGAAGCAAUUAUUCUCCUUAUAACAUCAGUAGAGUGGUGUGGUUGAUGCAUAUUAAUGAUUAGUGUUCAUUAAGCAGUAUAUUAUGCUUAGACUGUGCACUUUUUGAAUAGUGCUUUUUUUAAUGUCUUGUCUCUGUCAAUAUUACUUUUGUAUAUCAAUUGUUAAAACUCCAUUGUAUAAUUAUGAAGUGCUGUAAAAAAUGUGGAGCUAUAAAUGCUAGUAUUAUCCUGAAAAGAAAAACGGAAUUGCUAAGUUCCCCUAGUUGGAAUACAGCUGAUAAGAAAUUUUGAAACCCAUCUACUUUAUAUUUAGUUUAGCAAAAAUAAAUAGCAGUUCACUUUAAUUCACUGUUUAAGGAAUGAGUCUCCAAAAGUACCUAUGAAUGAAUAUAGUUUGUAGUUCAUCCUCUUCUUACUGGUAUGAUUGUCACAAGUUUAUGAUUACACCUUAAUCACCGCAGAGCAAACAGAUUAAGCACACACACAAUUGAAACUUUGGAGAAAAAUAGUUUGAAGAACCUGCCCUUCAUAGUCCUGAACAUGUAAUGACUGUGCAGUUUAUUGCUUUUAGCUGUUACACAACAUGUAUGGGGGAUGGGCAAAUGUCAGUCUUUAAUGAUAAACCAAAAUAUACACUAGGGAGGUGGGCUUUCUUAUAUGAUGUUUAUGAACCGUUAAAGAAAUAUGUCAAUUAAGUAAUUUACUAUUUAGUUGACUUAACCAGAAAGAAAGUGUGUGUGUGUGUGUGUGUGUAUAUAUAUAUGUGUGUGUAUAUGUGUAUGUGUGUAUAUGUAUGUAUAUAUAUAUAUAUAUAUACAAACAAAAUCCAUAUUUUGGAUUUUAUCCAAUAUUUUGGAUUCUGUAUUUUGUGUGUGUGUGUGUGUAUGUGUAUAUAUAUAUAUAUAUAUAUAUAUAUAUAUAUAUAUAUAUAUAUAUAUAUAUAUAUAUAUAUAUAUAUAAUUUUUUUUUUUUUUUUUUUAUAGAGUAUAUAUGGAGGGGACCCUUGUGAAAGAUGCACACCUGCAGCUUUUGCAAGCGGUUCCCUUUAUCUCUAGACUUUCAGUCUGUGCCUAUGUAUUGAUCAUUCUGAGAAACCAGGUUUUUUAUUAUUAUUAAUAAAAUGUGUAUAUGUGUGUGUGUGUGUGUGUGUGUUCAAUGUGCAGGUUUAAAAGAUGACUGCAACCAGCAUGACUACUUCUGCUUUUUUUAAGUGGUCAUGAUGGUAGGAGUCUGAUGUGCAGUGUUUCAGCUUGAAACACUGCACAUCCAGAGUUCUUUGGCAGUUCUGUGCCAAGAGCUAGUUGCAUACACGACUUAGUAGUUAAGUGUGUUUAUAUGGGUGUAGCAGCCAUACAAGAUAAAAUCUAUUUAGUAAAGAGGAAUUUUCUCUUUGGGCAUAAUGGCCCAAGGCUGUGCUGACAUGUAAAAAAUUGGGAUGUAGUGCGUGUGACUGUGUUUGGAUUUUAUACAUAUUUAUAUAUACUGUGUGGGGAGGUUGGGAGUGUGUGUAUGUGUGUGUAUAUCUCUAUCUCUAUAAAACUUUGUCUCCCCCUUACCUUUUUAUCAAGGAGGAGAGACACCGCAGGCCCUGGUGGUAUUUAGUAACUCUGCGUGCAGCUGCAGACAGAGUUUGGUCUGGAGUUGCCAUGGUAACCUGCGGCAACACUUGCCUGUGGGAUUUUAUACAGCCAACUGUGGGUUGUCACAACCCAAUGAUGGGACUUAUAAAAUCCCACGUGGGCCACAUUCAUAUUGUAUUGGACAGCCCUGUGCUAGACAAUGAUGUUCACAGCGUUUAACCCAAGCUGAGGUCGGAAGUUGAGUCCCACAGCUCAGAUGGGAAACAUCUGAGUGGCAGUCACAGCUACAUCUUUUGGUAAAUACAAACUGGUUCCAGGUGUUACAUAACAGGUUUUUUGCAACUUGUUGCAUAAAAUAAAAAGGGACACUAUGGUCACCAGAACAACUACAGCUUAUUGAAUUUGUUCUGGUGAGUAGAAUCAUUACCUUCAGGCUUUUUGCUGUAAACACUGUCUUUCUGUCUUUUCAGAGAAAAUGCAGUGUUUACAUUACAGCCUAGUGAUAACUUCACUGGCCACUCCUCAGAUAGCUGUUAGAGAUCCUUCCUGGGUCAUGGCUGCCUAAAAUGCAUCCAAACAUUCAGUGUCUCCACCCUCUGCAUGCAGACACUGAACUUUCCUCAUAGAGAUUCAUUGAUUCAAUUCAUCUCUAUGAGGGGAGGCGGAUUGGCCAGGGCUGUGUUUGAAUCAUGCUGGCUCUGCCCCUGAUCUGCCUCUUUGUCAGUCUCAGCCAAUCCUAUGUGGAAGCACUGUGAUUGGAUCAGGCCACCACUUCUAAUGAUGUCAGCAGACAGCUUGCUAUUCUGAGGCAAACAUCAUGCAAAGUUACAGCUUCAGGCUUGAAUACGAGUAAGAUUUUGCUAUAUUUAGGGAGGCAUGAGGGGACCAAGGUGGCUAGAUGGUGGUUUUAACACUAUAGGGUGAGGAUACAUGUUUGUGUUCCUGACUCUAUAGUGUUCCUUUUAGGUUUUCAGUUUGAAGUAAUGCUGUGCAAAAAAAACAAAACCUUGGUCCUGCUUAGUCUUCACUAAAUAUCUACUCUUCCUAUUGUCAUUCCCUUGUGGAAUGCCAUUUUUUUUAAAAAAAAACAUAUAUAUAUAUAUAUAUAUAUAUAUAUAUAUAUAUAUAUAUAUAUAUAUAUAUAUAUAUAUAUAUAUAUAUAUAUAUAUAUAUAUAUUAAUAUUACACACACACACACUUCCUCUUUAUAACUUUUUUUUUAAAAAAAAUUUAAUUUGGGGGGGGGUUUUUUGCGGAUGUUUAUCUUUCUCGAUGGUUUCAGUAUAUUUCAGAAGCAAUAAUUUCCUAUUACUAACUACUCCAACCGGCUGAGGUAUAGUGUAAAUGUUUUUGAUUUAAAUCAUGGUGAAUAUAUCUAUCUCUAUCUCUUUCCAAAGAUGUAGCAGCACUCACGGAGUUAAAAAAUCAACGUUUUAGUCCUAUGUCCAGGACUUUCAUCAGAAUCAAUACUGCAUUGUUCCUGAUGAAAGUCCUGGACAUAGGACUGAAACGUUGAUUGUGAUUUUAACAAUUUAAAAUAAAGAUUGGAUUUUUUUAACUCUGUGAGUGCUGCUACCUUUUUGGAUACGUGGAUACCAGAGCCCUGGCUAUUUAGCAUCUGGCAAUUAAGGGACAUUUAAGCGUUUGUUUUGUGUGUGUGUGUGUGUGUGUAUGUAUAUGUAUAUAUAAAAUAUAUAAUUUAUUUCAGACCUAUUCCCAUAUUUAAUAUCUCAUGUCUUACUCCAGUGAUGGUGGCAGUCUCUCAUUUUACCUAAAGCGACACUAUAGUCACCAGAACAACCACAGCUUAUGUAGUUGUGCUGGUGAGUAUAGUCUGUCCCUGCAGGCUUUUUUCAGAUAAAAGGCAAUGUUUACAUUACAGCCAAGGGAUAACACCACUGGUCACUCCUGGAGAUAGCUACUAGAGGUGCUUCUUGUGGGAGUGGCAGGGGGGACUAGGUAGGGGUUUUAACACUAUAGGGUUAGGAAUACAUGUUUUUGUUCCUGACCCUAUAGUGUUCCUUUAAGUGUGGCACUUAUAGUCCUGACAAUUUUAAUUAGAAUUCAAGCUCAUUGAUCUUUGUUUUUGAAUGUAUCAAAGGACUUUGAAACAUGUGGCUUACAUUGGCAUUUUACCAUUGUGCUAUGCUUACAUUCAUCCAUGGCUGAAUUUCAUGUAACACUGCUCUAGAGAUUUUAUAUCAAAGUUUAGUUUUUUUUUCUUUCAUUUGUUCUUUAUUAUUUAUUAGUUACAGAUAUUUUUUGUAUCUUCUAUCUGUAUUUUUAUAAUAACCCCCUAAGGACACAUGACAUGUGUGACAUGUCAUGAUUCCCUUUUAUUCCAGAAGUUUGGUCCCAAACCAAACAUGUAAAUAAACAAUUUUUAAUUUAAUUUUUUUUUAAAUUAAAAAAAAAAAGCUCACUCUAAGCAUUACAACAAGUCUGUUUGAUUGCAAAGGAGAUGCUGCACCAGCUCUCUGUUCUGAGAGUGGAUAAGAAUUGCAAUUAGUUUUGUCCAAGUUGCAUACAUAACUUGGACUAAGCUCCCCCCCACCCUAGAAGAAACUGAGCUCAGCCAGUCUGUGCUUAUAGCCAACUUACUAAACCGUGAACUAGACUAUGUGUAAAUGCAGCAAAGGGUGGCUGUUAAUCAGUUUUACAGAGUAGUUACUCCUAUGUGAUGAGUGGAAUUGCUCAUUAGGGAUGAUCUACUUUCAUAAACUUCAGCUUGCUAGGAGUUUAUGGAAUGAGUCUGCCUGUAGCUUUAGAUAGACGCAUGGUACCACCCAAACAAUGUUACACAAGGGUUACUCCAAUAACCACUUUUUAGUAAUUGAAAGUCUGCAGUGGCUCUCUGACAGCUAUUGGAAGUAUCCUUUAGUGACAGAUGUAAACCCUUUAACAAAUGGCCUUUUUUUGCACUUAAACUUCAGUAAAGAUGUAGACAUUUUGGUGCUUAGUGUACCUUUUAACAUGCAAAUAAUUAUUUUCUAUUCUUUAACUAUUCUGAAGUGACAGCCAUUUUAACUGUUAAAUCCUAGCCUGGUUUUGCUCGUUCUUCAGAAGAGCUUUUGCACGUCCCACGCAGUGUUGAAAAAUUUAAUUGUUGGAUUGUAAUACAUCUAAAGAGUGGCCAUUAAUGAACUGAUAAGUCCCAUAUAUUUUCACCAAUAAAGUACCAGCACAUUAUGAAGCGCUGUACAAUUAAUUACUAAUUGUUUUGUUAUGCUUCAGGUAAAGCGAUACCAGUGUACAUUUGAGGGCUGUCCACGGACCUACAGCACGGCAGGAAACUUGCGCACUCAUCAGAAAACGCACAGAGGAGAAUACACUUUUGUCUGUAACCAGGAGGGGUGUGGGAAAGCCUUCUUGACCUCAUAUAGCCUCAAAAUCCAUGUACGUGUGCACACCAAGGAGAAGCCGUUUGAAUGUGAUGUACAGGGGUGUGAGAAAGCAUUUAACACCUUGUACAGGUGAGUUUACUCCAAGACUGUAUUCUCACUCUUCAUUCGUUGGAGCAGUUCAUUUUGGAGCAUAAAAAUUAAAUAUUAACCGUAACCAGCAAACAUAAUUGUCUAUGGCUUGAAGACAUUACAUAUAAACUCGUGAUCAAUACAUUGCUUGUUGAAGAGAAGCAUUUGGAAGCAGGGCACGUGUAGCAAAGCUUCUCAUAGAGAAGCAUUGCCUGGGGCUAAUUGCAGUUAGAGCGCAAUCCUAGCUGUCGACAUAGGGAACACUCUGUUAAUCACUAAUGCACUUCAGCAAGCUGCAAUGAUUGACUUAUUGACUGAGAGUGUCAGCUGGUUGCUUUCAUCUGAUGAGGUAAGCUAUGAUUGCAUAGCUUAUCUCAAGUAAGCAAACACAAGAUCCUCCUUGGUAACCUCAGGCUCUCCAGUGAUGGUAGUGGAAGCAGGGAGAGGCACCUGGCAGACCCCAGGAAAGAAGUAAAGACUUUCAAAAACUUUUGACUCAAUGCAAUGGGGGGGGAGGGGCUGCUAGAGCACUUCUGACACACCAACUACUACAGCAAACUGUAGUAUGGUUCUUGGAGUGUUCCUUUAAUUGUCUGCUUGAUUGGAAUUGGAAACAAAGAUGUGCAAACCAUGAACUGGAUUUUAUAUUAGAAUCCCCAAAUUGCGUCAAAAUUAUACAGUCAUGCUAUUAUUGCUCAAGUCAUUAUUUGUCAGUGAUGGGCAUAGAGCUGGUCAGAAGUUUAUAGUAAAAAUAAUAAUUUUGUAAUCAUCAUUGUGCUAGGAAGAUGCCUGAUAACUUUUUUCUUAUUUUCCUGUGUACCAAUGUCCUCCAUCUUUCCACUGAUAUCAUAUGUCAUAGAAUCACUAGUUAUUGGUAGUCUAUGAAAUAUGACUAGAACUAAUGUUACUGCAUUAAAAGUAACCAAAUUUGAGUCAAAAAGAAGUAUAUAGAUAGCCCACAUUUUAUAUGAAAUUUAAAACUUCAGUGGAGUAAAGUGAAGAAGAGUAUACUACCCUCUUAUACACUUAAAGGACCACUAUAGACACCCAGACCACUUCAGCUUAAUGAGGUGGUCUGGUUGCCUGGUCCAGCUAGGGUUAACCCAUUUUUUCAUAAACAUAGCAGUUUCAGAGGAACUGAUAUGUUUAUGUUAGGGUUAAUCCAGCCUCUAGUGGCUAUCUCAUUGACAGCCGCUAGAGGGCUUCCACGUUUCUCACUGUGAAAAUCACAGUGAGAAGACACCAGCGUCCAUAGGAAAGCAUUGAUAAUGCUUUCCUAUGGACUGGCUGAAUGCGUGCGCAGCUCCUGCCGCGCAUGCGCAUUCAGCCGGAGAGGAGGAGGAGAGCUCCCCGCCCAGCGCUGGAGAAAGAGGUAAGUUUAACCCCUUCCUCUCCCCAGAGCCCGGCGGAAGGGGGACCCUGAGGGUGGGGGCACCCUCAGGGCACUAUAGUGCCAGGAAAACAUGCAUUCCUGACCAUAUAGUGUUAAAACCACCAUCUGGACCCCCUAAAUAUAGUAAAAUCUUACUUGUAUUCAAAUCUGCAGCUGCUGGCUCUGUCCCUGUCUGCCUCUGAACUGCAGAAGUCAAACACAGGCCUGGCCAAUUGGCAUCUCCUCAUAGAGAUGAAUUGAAUCAAUAUGUUGUGAUGCACACUAGACAGGACUGCCCCAGGAAGCACCUCUAGCAGCCAUCUGAGGAGUGGUCAGUGAAGAUAUCACUAGGCUGUAAUAUAAACUCUGCAUUUUCUUUGAAAAGACAGUGUUGACAACAAAAUGCCUGAAGGGAGCUAUUCUACUCACCAGAACAAAUUCAAUAAGCUGUAGCUUUUCUAGUGACUAUAGUGUCCAAUUAAAUCUGUAGAAAUCUCAAGAUUCCUCCAAGUCUACAUUCUCCAAAAGAAAAUCUACACACCUAAAAAUACAAAAAGAGUGGCACUGUAUCAAUAUCAAGUUUAUUAAAUCUUUAGGUAGCAGUCACAGAGCUAGAAAAUUCUAGGUGUAUUUCCCACAAUGUGGAAUAUAUCCAUUAGGAAUAUAUAAAAACAAAUGAAAAUAUUAAAAUCCAAUAAUGUGCUUUAGCUUCCCAAUGAAUUUCGUCUGCACUGCCCUGACUUCUUUGCGCCCUUAUAAUGCCCAUUUUUGCCGAUUUUAUUAGGCCAAUAGGAAUAGGCGCAAUGGUGUCCUUGUCAUUUAACCAAUGUGAAGGCAUCAGCUUAUUUACAUUCUGUCACUUCCGUAUUUUAAUCCUGGUUUCAAUUCCCGUUAAGGAAUCUAAUGCCAUGCAUUCCAAGGAACUGAGGCUUCUGUCAUGUACUCCAUGAACUUGGAACUAGAUGAGACGUUUGCAUUCUACAUCUCUCAUUGUUCUAUGGGUUCACAUACUGUCCACAUAAUCGUCUUAGUCACAAAAAACUACUCAAAAAAGAAAAUGUGCUGAAAAUGAUGUAAUACUUUAUAUGCAUGCUGUUUUUUUGUUUUUGUUUUUUUUUGUAUUGUAGAUUUCCUUUUUUUUUUUUAGUUUAUUUUGGUGAAUUUCAAAAGCAGUUGAAUCUUAUUGUUAUUAAACUGUAUAAACACCAUAACUACUCCACACAUUUGAGCAGUUAUGGUGCUAGGUGGGCCCUGGUGACCACCCCUCUCCCUUUGUAAGUAGUGAAACUGUUUAAUCACUUGAUUUCUUACCUGAAGUCUGUUGGGCACUGCUCCUUGUUCCUUCAUGACAUCCUUCUAUCAGCUAUAUGCUGUCAGCCAAUGAACUAGCCCUCAUGGCUUUCCUGAAAAAGAGAAGGCAUGGAGCGGCGCCUGAUGGGCCCCAGGAAAAAUGUCAAACCUUGAGUAAACAUUUUGACUGCUUACCAUGAGUGGAAUGCAAGAGCACAGUUUUGGUGCUUUGGCGUGUUCUUACAAAGGGGAGCUGUCACUUACAAUGAUUUUUAAUUGUAUGUUUGAUUUUAUCUCUAUAUUUAACAAAUAUGUAUUGUUGACAUGUUACAAAUAAACCUAGAUCUCUAACCCUCUUUAUUCUGCCUCUCGGUAUCCUCUUAACUACCUUUCAAUUAUUGCUGUAAACUCUGUCCUAUUCACCAGGCAGUCAUAAAGAUUAGUGUAUCCCAACCUUUUACGGAGAAGUACCCCAUGGGCGUCCGCAGGAAUUUUUCAGGGGGGGUGCAUAAUUGAAAUGACAUCCAUGCUUGGCCCGUUUUUGACAGUGUCAUGAAGGGGAGGGGAAUAGUCAUUAUCACAUAAAGCCAAUAGCAUUUUCACAACUAUGGUGUCAGGAAUGCAUGUUUGUAUUCCUGGCACUAUUGUGUUCCUUUAAGCAAAUUAAAGGAACAUUCUGGUCACCAUAACAACUUCAUCUAAAUGAAAAUGCUAUGAUGCCAGGAAGCCCCUGGGUGUUCUCUUUCCUUUAAGGGGUGAAACUGCUCUCAAAUGGUUUAACCCCAAAGGCUUGCUCCAGGUCGCUCAGUGGUAUUCGGCUUCUGAAACGGAGUGUCAGGUAGUGCAGGUUGACGUCAGGUAUGGGUGGGUAUUCUUGCCCCCUGCAGACCCUUCCUGCUCAUUCUGCUCAUUCUACUUUACCUUUCUGUAGGCUGUCCACCCCCCAUGCCUUACUUACCUGAUCUGUAGGCUGCCCACCCCCACGCCUCACUUAACUGAUCUGUAGGCUGACGUCCCUUGCGCACCCCCUCUCCCCCGCAGACACCCAUGAAGUACCUCUGCAAAAAAAAGUCUGCCUCGAGAAAGUAGUUUCUAUUUUUUUUUUUUUUUUUUUAUUCCAAAUAAAAUGUGUAGACAUUGUAGAAGUUAAUCCCAUAUUGGAGAACAAGUCUGAUUGUAGGUAGUAAAGAAUAUUUUUAAAGUGACGUAUCAAUAUUGUGUAUGUAAGGAGGGAGUGUGUGAAGUAUAAAAGUCAGAAAAUGAAAAUAUAUACAUAAUAGUUACACACAGGACACUGAAGCACAGUGGACACUGACACACACACACACACAGCAUUGCACACGGACACUUGCUGAUUUGACACACACAUUCAUUGACAGAUACACAUUCACUGGCAAACACGUACACAUUCUCUCACACACUCACAAAUUAUUUUUAUUAAAUCCACCCAGGCCCCCUACUUUUGGGAGAGCUGGAGUGGAUCCUUUCCCUCGUGUCCAGUGUGGGGCUUGUAUAAUCUUUGUGUGCUGUUUAGUGAUGCUGAGGCCAGAGGGACACCAUAACCUGGUUCCUGGCAUCACCAUAGGAAACACAAGGGAGCAGGGCUGCAAGAUCAUGAAGAUUACUGCUCACUCACUGUAUACCCCUGCCUGUGGUGCACUAGAUUAAGAAUUUGGUUGUAGAGUAAACCUACAGAGAAUAGGAGAAAUUAAAUUAUGUUUCUAAUUAUGUUCUGCAAUCUUUACCUUGUCCGAACUGGAUUGUGAUGCAAUUUGCCAAAUCUUUAAAUUGAAAAGACAACAGAGCAUCUCAUGGAAAAAAAAAAGGUUAACACAUGUUCUAAGUGAUUAUCCGUGUUUUAUUUAAUGGUGUCAUUUCUAGAGAAAUGAUCAUUCCUCCUGAAAUGUUAUGGUACAGAGUGUUACAGUAGAUGUGACACACAGUAAGUUUUUAUUUAACAAGAGAUUGUGGAUAAUUUUUAAAAGAAUUAAAAUUUUAGGCUAAAAUAAACACAGGAAAAAUUCUGCCAUUUUGUUAGCUUAGCUAUUUUGUCAUAAUAUUUGCUACUAGGUUUUAAAGGACCACUCUAGGCACCCAGACCACUUCAGCUUAAUGAAGUGGUCUGGGUGCCAGGUCCUUCUAGGGUUAACCCAUUUUUUCAUAAUUAUAGCAGUUUCAGAGAAACUGCCAUAAUUAUGAAUGGGUUAAGCCUUCCCCCUAAUCCUCUAGUGGCUGUCUCAUUGACAGCCACUAGAGGCGCUUGCGUGCUUCUCACUGUGAUUUUCACAGUGAGAGCACGCCAGCGUCCAUAGGAAAGCAUUAUGAAUGCUUUCCUAUGUGACGGCUGAAUGCGCGCAGCUCUUGCCGCGCGUGCGCAUUCAGCCGGCGGGGCUUAACGGAGGCGGAGAGGAGGAGGAGAGCUCUCCGCCCAGCACUGGAAAAAGGUAAGUUAUUACCCCUUUCCCCUUUCCAGAGCUGGGCGGGAGGGGGUCCCUGAGGGUGGGGGCACCCUCAGGGCACUAUAGUGCCAGGAAAACGAGUAUGUUUUCCUGGCACUAUAGUGGUCCUUUAAGGUUUUGUAACCCAUAUAUGUCCGCUGUAUGCAAAUUAAUACAUUAUGCAAUGUAAGCAUUAACAUUACCUUUUAUGUGCAGGUUGAGAGCACAUCAACGACUUCACACUGGUGAAACCUUUAACUGUGUAACUGAGGGCUGCAGCAAAUACUUCACCACGCAUAGCGAUCUGCGAAAGCACAUCCGGACUCACACCCGGGAGAAGCCUUUUAGGUGAGUCUUAUCCUACGGAUUACCGUACUUUUUUAAAGGAAGGUAAGAUGUAGAAAGUUAUUUCAUUUACACAGGCGAAAAAAAAAACACUGGACUUGCCUUUUUCACUCAUUUUUUCUGAAAUGGGGGCUAUGAAAGUCAGAGAGUUCUCAGUGGUGCCCAGUGGCAGGAAGUAUAGGGGCUAUCAGACACUGUCUUUCAGAGUUUGGGAUAAUAUAUUAAAUCACUCUUACCAUUUUAUUAAUGCAGUCACCUAUUUGUAUCUGUAGUUUUGUUACUGCUGGUUGUAAUUUCUUUUUGUCUUUCAUGAAAAUGCAGGUGUGACCAUGAUGGUUGUGGCAAGGCGUUUGCAGCAAGCCAUCACCUUAAAACGCAUGUUAGGAAACAUAUGAGUAAGCAAAACCCCAUACAAAUGAUUUGGCUUGUAGUAAUGGUUGGUUUCAAAACAUCAGGAUGGUAUAUUUAAAUUGUCGUUUUUUUUGUUUGUUUUUUUUUUAAAGGCGAAAGGCCAUUUUACUGCAUAAGUGAUGGCACCCAGCAAGAAUCACAGAGCCACAUGAAAAGUCAUGACCUUGCUGGUUUGGAAGACUCAUUCCCUAACCAUGCCGGAUGUGAGGUAAAGCAAUAUAUAUUAAAAACAAGGCUUACAAUUUCCACUCAACUCUCAAAAUGAGUGAUAUAUUUGUAGAACCAUUUUCCAUUAGUUGAUUGGACAAAUUAGUGCUGUUACAGUUGUGGAGCAUAACUGGUAUGUGCUGUCUCCUUGCUCUCAUGCCCACCACCUUUAACACUGCUUCCAGUAUUAUAACACUCCCCCUAAGCUGUGAGGGAAAAGAAAGAUAGGAGCAGGGUAAGCAUACACCUGGCAUUUUGCUUGUUGCCUUUAUGAGGUGUCUGUGGCCAAUACAUAUUUUUUCAAUUGGUGACUCUUCCUGCAAAGUGCUCGGCUGUAGGCUUUGGUUUCACUUUUCUAAAAACUUCAGAUAUUGAAGUCAAUAUACCUCCAAGUAGUUCUAUUGGAGUCUGAAAAACAAUUUAAUCUGGAGCACAGAAGCAGGCUUGAAAAGUGAAUUGAAUCCACAGCAGCAGUUAGAGGGAUAUGGCGAUAUGGGCAGUAUCUCUAGUUUAAUUCUGAAAGACCACUAAUUUCCACAUUUGUGUCUGCAUUUAUGAGCAUGUAUCACUGUAAAUGUGCAUCUGCCAUUGAGUGUGUAUUCGUAUUUUAUUUACAUGACUGUAUCUGGGUAUGUUGGUGUGCAUCUUUAAGUAUGUCUACAGGUUUGACUUGUAUCAGUCUGUAUGUGCAUCUCAAAUGGUUUUCUGUGACCGUCUACCUGCUUGUGUUUAUCUCUGUGGCUACGUACCCCUGUGUAUCUAUGUUUGUGUGUAUUUGUAGGUCUGUGAGUUUGUGGUUUUUGUUUAGUUUUUUUAGUAUAUUUUGUAUCUUGGCGCUUCUGCGUAUUAAUGCCCCUGUGUGGCUGGGAGUAUAAAGCCUGAGAGUUUUGUUUUUUCCAGUUAAAGUUUCCAAUAUUGUUGACUCAACAUCUAAGUCUUGUAAAUGAGUUUACACUGCCGUUGAUUUAUUUUUCGUUGUGGUGUUUGAAAGGUUGUAUAUAAAAUGGCUGCAUUUGCAGAUUCAACAGCAAAGUCAUCCACGGUAAUAUUUUAUGUGUGUUUGUUGGACUGAGUGUCUGAGUUUGUCGCUAUGUUUGUCAUUGUCUGCAUGGCUGAGUGAGGUAUGUGUAACAUUGCAUACAUUUGGCCAAUUGCUUUUAAGUAAAUUCUAUUGCUUCCAAGCAGCCCAUGGUGGGGAGGAAAAAAAAACAAAAACGAGUAGCACACUCCAUUUUAAAAAAAACAUGAUUUUUUUUUUUUUUUUUUUUAAAUUGUGCAUUUGAGGUGGCGAGUGACAUAGUUGGACACUUUUUAGAUGUCUUACAAUUUACUAGACUUUUCCCCCCCCCAGUAUUGUGGUCUUUAUUGUUUUAAAUAAAGUUACAUAUAUGCAGGGCUUAUAAAUAAAUAUACAUGCAUGCUGUCGCAAAACAAGGAUUUUCAAUUCUAACUAGGGGGACUACACUUUGGCCAAUCAUGUCAAGUACCUUAUUUAUUUUUAUAAACUUUAUUAUUGGCGAUUUUUGUCUAUUUUGAUGUGUGGUCGCAGUUUUGUUUUUGCUUUUUCCCCCUUACACUCUUGUUUGCGGUUUUGUAUCCCUAUUUAAAAAUUGUCAUCAAACUAUGAUAUCCCUUAAAACAAGCUAAUGAAAAUUAUAUUUGUUACUUUUCAAACAGGAUGCAAGUCCCUGGUUUUGUUUGAGUGAUUUAAGCAUUUUGUCUACUGAUUCUGAUCUGCGAGAAAACUCUGAUACUGUAAGUAGCAAAAUAAGUGUGAGCACUACACAGAUAAAUUGAAUACUCUUUUGAUAUUGUGACUGUUGGGAGUCAAGUACAUCGGAGUAUGAAAUCAGUCAAUUGCGGUCUGUAAUUGAACAUGAGACUAACCACUCAAUCACACAUACUUGAUAGAGUAAACCUGAUUAGUGAUGUCCCGAACGGUUCGUUGCGGACUCCAGUCAGCUGACACAUUCCAGCCAAUCAGCAGCAGACCCUCCCUCCCAGACCCACCCACCUCUUGGACAGCAUCCAUUUUGAAGCUGCAUUCUUAGUGAGCUGUCCAGGAGGUGGGAGGGUCUUCUGCUGAUCGUCUGGAAUGUGUCAGCUGACUGGAGUCCGUGGCGAAGGCGAACAGUUCGCGAACCGUUCGGUGAACAGUUCGGGACAUCACUAAACCUGAUUUCCUAAUUUCAUUUACUUUACUGCGAUUGUGAGCCACCAUUGCGCUAUUUCACUUAUACUUUUAAUCCAGUUUGUCCCCAUGAGGUUCUCAAUCUUCUUCCUUAACACUAUUUACAAUAGACAAUGUUUUGGGUGACACAUUUGUUGUAAUGCAAAUUGAUAUAAAAAAAAUUUCUUAUCAAUUUCAGAGUUCAGGACAAACAUUUGGUACAAUGUUACCACAAAGUAUUUUUGAGUCUAUGUUUCAGAGCCCAGAAAGCACAGAAGAUCACGAUCCUUCUGAUCCUAAAGGUAUGUGUCAAUCCAGUUUGCAGUUAUUGGAAUAAAAAUGCAAAAACAUAAAACACAAAAAUUGGAUCUAUACAAAAGUAUAAGUUGGCAUUAAAUAUUUGCAUAACCUGCAGGCAGUUUCUCUAAAUUAUGUGAUGUAGUUAUGUGUGUUUAUAUCUCAAAUUGCUAACAGGAUUCUCUAAAUGUACCCUAAAUGACAACUGUAUACACCGCAAUGUAAAGUAAAGUCUUCAUAUUUUGUUGUCUGUUUUAUUUUGUUUAUAAAUUACUUGUCAAAUAUUUCCAUUCAAUAAUUGUAAAGUACUGCGGAAUAUGUUGGUGCUAUAUAAAUACUACUAAUAAUUUAAGUACGAACAUUGGGAGUACCAUGCAUAUAUCCGCUUUUUAUGGUAACUUGCUUUUCCUAGUGACUGACAUUCCUACCUGCAAAGCAGACAUAAUCUGAAUCACAGCUCGUGAACCUAAAUGUCCCACAUAAGGCCAAAACUAAUUCUAAGGGACGUCUAUCUCAAGGUAGAGUUUCCAACUUUAGAGCCCAACAGGUGAUAUUACAAACUGAUCUAAAGGGUUGUGCUAAGAACAAAUUCUCUUGGUUUAGCUGAAUUAGCAUACAGUAUUUUAGAACGAAUAUCCUUCCGAAAUUACUAUGUUUAUUCCAAAGGAAUCCCAAUUCAUAUUCCUUGCUUAUUCUUUUCUGAACCAUGUCAGGUAAUUGUACGCAUCAUUUGGUUCAAACCCAGUAUGAUAAAAUGCCAUAUGCUCAUAUUUGGUUUACUUAAUUUGAUCUGCAAUUUUAUUACCAUGCAGCUCUUUGUGAGAGUGGUAGACUGGAUAAGGUUGUUUGUUGAGAAUUUGGUGGUAGAACAGUCAUCCACCCACAAACUUCCAUUUCUCUACUUACCUUAAAGCGGCAAUGUCAUGCUGAACUUACUUUUCUUUAAUCCAUUCCUCUUCUUUUCCUCUGUCAGGAUCUGUUAAUUUCUUCCUGUCUGCUCUAGUUAUCUUUAAAACAUAAGACAAAGUAGGGACUACUUUGUCUUAUGGAGGUUUCCUACGCUUGACCAGCGGAGGAACAAAGUGUGCUCAGUUUCCUGUGGUCAAAUCAAUUUUCCCACAAUUCUCACCUUUCCUCCGUGUUCCCGCGAAGCCCCCUUUAACUUUUCCCGAGCGUCCUGUCACUUAGACAGAACGCCAGCGAAACUACCGAAUUUCAUCCCAACAGAAUGAGAACAGUUUCUCCAUUCGUUUUCGGAUGCAGUUCGGGACUUUGUUCAGAUCGGAAUUUUAUUCAAAUGAAUGAAACUCCGAUCCUAUUUGUGCAUUUUGCAGCUGCUUAGUAGAUGGCUACCUAAUUCCCACUGUAUUAGAGAGAUCUACCAAAAGGCUGAAAGACCUAAAUUGAUCUUUCAGCCAAAUGUACUAAGUAAAGAUUACUUAGUAUUAGUAAAUUCUGCCCCUACUCGCUAUGCUGUUAGUAGGGGCAUGUCUACUAAACAGUGAGUGCCGCACGAGUGGGGGCUAUUAAACUGAGCGGCGGGUGGGGGUCCUAAAUGAAAAUGGGGGGGAUCUAUUGUCCUGUCCCAGCCAUGAGAGGUGGGUGGGGGCGGACCUAUGUGUGUUCCUCCUCCCCCCGCCCGUCCUCUCUCGUGCGGCAAUUGGGGCCCCUAGUCGCCCCCCCCACCCCAAAUUUUUUUUAAUAAACCCUUACCUCUACCCCCUUUCACCCUAAAAAUAGUGAGGGAGGAACAAGAGAACUAAAUACCUGUAAAUAAAUAAAACGUACCAUUUGAUGUCGUCUUUUUUCUAAAAUCUUCUUUUUUAAGCCCCAAAAACCCCCAAAACAGUCUAACUUUUCAAAUAAAAUAAAAACCCGAGCGCAAAACAAAUCCGAAAGUGCUGUCAUUUUACACAGCAUGGGAAUUUUUUUGGGAAUUUUCCCAUGCUGUGUAAUUUGACUCAGAACUCUGGUUGAUUGAAAGCAACCAAUUAAGACCCCUUUCACCUUCAAUCCUGUCAAGUUCUAGUUGAUAGCACUUAAUUAUUUUUGUUUAGCUAUAUUUGGGUUCAAGCCCACAUUUAGGAUUGAUUGUUCAGUGACUUCCUCUUUUUCCACAAUCUCUUCCCCUGCCUUCAGAAGAGGGUUUAUGGAUCUAUUCUCUCAUUUGUGUCCUUUAUUACAUGGAUAGCAAUAACUAAGCAUGCUCCUUUAAUCCACUUUUUAGAAAGGUAAAAUACCAUACUUUGAAACCAUACUUACAUGGGAAAAAACUAAACCAUCUAUAGAAAGUAAAUGGUGCUAUUGUGAUAUUUAUUAUAUUAAUGUGCAACUUUAAUUAAAAAAUUUUUGUUUGUUUGUUUUUUACCCAGAUGCACUGCAAAAAACAUGGGCAUCAGACACAAAAACAAGCUCUCCAGGAGAGGGUUCCUCAACAGAAACUGCACCAACAGUGGUUCCUUUGGUUAGCCAAUCUCUCACCCCUGUGGUUCCCCUUCCAAGUUCAGCUUGCACGACCACCUCUGAAGUGCAUCUGCCAUCUGCUGCGAUGGAGUGUGGAACUCAGCAGGCAUCCACAAUGCCGUUAUCUGUGACACAACCACUGGAAGUGCCUGUUUGUAAUGGUGUUCAUUUUGCCACUAGUCAGGAAAACAUGCCUGCAUCACAGACUUCACAGCCAUUGAUGGAAGGUUUGACUGUUGUUGCAGGUCCUUCGCUAGCUGCAGGGGUUAGUUCAGAAUCAGUGUUGCCGACACUGAUACGUGCUGCAGUCUCAAGCUCAAACACAGUGUUGACUGGUAACCCAGCAAUAACCAUUACACAGACUCCUAGUACUGCCACUCUCCUGCCACCCAAUCUAGUUGUGGGUGACCAGAACAUUCAGUGGAUAUUAAAUGAAGCCGCACAAAGCCAGGAUAAAUCUGUGAGUACUCUGCUGUGAUGUCUUGUUUCUUGGUGCUAUGCUCUACACAGAUAGAUUAAAUGAUGUGUGUAUGUGUUAUAUCACCUAACUAGGCUUAACUGAAUGAAUGUAGAUACACAAAUACAAAGGCUUCCACAUAGAAGUGGACGAGGAGAUACAGAGUGGAUGGGCACUAUCUAGAUAAAUUUGGGGUUAAACCAUUUACCCUUCAAAGUAAGAUAACGCCCAGUACCUCCAGGCACUUUUAUUUAUUAACAACUUUGUUGAGAUGCUUUAUGAUGCCGUAAUGUUCCUUUAAAACACUUUGAAAUUUAUGAUGCGAUCAGACUUGUGUGGUAGCUAAUCAACCAAUUGACUAAUUAUUGCUGUGGCGUUCAAUUUCCAUCAAACAAGUCAUCCAGGCCUAAGAUGUCUCCAGAAUCUGAGAACAAGUUGGUAUUAAUGAUUUAUCUAUACACUUUAAAUUCACUCACUCCUGGGUUACAAGUUUGGUAAAUCCCAGGUGGUUGGGGGGAAAAAAGCUAAUCCUAGUCAUCAGAUGCUAGUCCGCUGGCCACAUUUAAUAACGUGAAAUAAAGUGAUAAAACCUUCUGUACCAAGCGCUAACUUUAAAAUGAUUACAAUAAGAUUUCCCCAAAUAACAAAAUUGAUAUCAAGUUGCUACCACAUUUCAUAUUGUAAUCCUCCCAAUAACACACCUAAAUAGUACAGAAUCCUGUGUAUAUCCCUUUCUAAGAUUAAACUGUUCCAUGCCGUCCCCAUAUUAAUGCACUUUAAAGCCGUUGCGGCAGCAUGGAACAUCAUAAUGGCUUUGAGCCCUAUGAGGUCGGCUGUACUCUCUUCUGCCACAAUAUUUAUGUGUGGUCGAACAAUAAGCCGAGUUAUGUUAGUGGUGCACAAGUUGGUUGUGGUGUAGGCUUUGUAAACAAGGGUCCACCAAUUUAAAUGGCUUGAUAAAGGGGGUAGUGGGUUGAACCAGACAGUCUCAACCCAGAGGGAUGUGUAUUUAUAAGAUGGAAUAUCCCCUCCCACAACUACAGGCUCCGCCUUCCAUUUGUGGUCCGGGACAAUAAGCAGUUGUGUUAGUGGUGCACAAGUCAGUUGUGGUGUGCCGAAACAGAUGUGCAGGUAGGCCUGUGAAAAGAGGGCAAAAAGUCCAUAGUUAAAGGGUUUAAUACAUGCCUAAAUUACACAAUGCUUUACAUUAUAUCAGCAGUUAUAACCAUACCUAAAAGAGGAAAUUUGUUAGUGUAAGAUACUGUAUAACCCCAAGAUACUGGUUGAUCUUUAUGCCAAGUGGCGAAACAAUGAAGCUAAAUUUGUGACUUGGCAACCUAACUAGUUGCCAAAUUGAUGAUGAGGCUCUACCUAUGAUUUCUCCCGUUGGGUAGGUUUGCCACCGAGCAUUGUGGCAGGGUGUUGGCUUCUCGGUGAGGAAUAAAGAGAUUCAAAAUAAGUUGAUUGUGAUAGGUGAGGCCCUAACUGUUUUUGCCAAGAGGAUGGAGAUGCGAGGCAGUAACUAUGAUUUGACCCAAGUGGCAAACUCCUCUGUAGUUAAGGAUGGGAGUUGGCUUAGUGUGACAGCUAUAUAAAGGCACAAGAAGCCAAAAGCUACCUAUGGCCACUUGGGUUACCGGAACAGCCAGACCGAACUAAAGAUAAGAUCUGUAGAGCGAGUGGUUGUUGUAAGAAGGGAGGUAUAUCGUAACGUGAUGACUUGAAAAACGUAAAUGAAAAACAAUAAAUGUGACAUGAUUAGACAUACACCUGGCAGAUAAAUGCUAGCAUUUGAGGGUAAGAAUAAGUGAAUAGAAAGUGGAGGGCAAAAGCAUAUAUGUACAGAGGUACAAAACUGAAAUCCAACCAGAGAGUGACACCAAAUAACUUUGUGUUAAUAGUUAAGAACUAUGACUCCAACCCGAAUAAAAAUGCAACCGAGAUUGCCAGUAAGGUAGGUUAAGUAAGUGCAAUGAGCCCAGAACACAAAAUAUCUGUUCCCAAAGGAAAUUGAACAGUAUAAUAAUGACCCAGUUGACACAUGCAAAAGUAGCCCCAGAUAUGCAAUGGCCAGUAUGAAGUAUACCUGGUGAGACUUGACCUACUGAUAUGCUCCUAGUGUGUAUUGAUACGUAUUAUAGGCCAUAAAGGAAGUGGUCAUUAUAAUUGAACAACAUGACCUCUGUGAAGUAUAUGUCAAGAGGUAAGGGUACAAAUCACAAAUUAUCGAGUUAAGGGCCUUAUGUUAACGUAUGGAGUGAGGGUUGUGUGUAGAGGUAUCAUAGCAGAAGGCAGAGUGUUCAAUACCAGUACUGAGCUGCUGGGUGAAGAAAUAGAUUAUGUGGUGUCUCGAAGUAGGUUACUUGAGACAGAACGUUGCUAAUACUGUGCAAAAAUGAAGACACGAUAUGUAAAGAAAGGAUAAAAUGUAUAGAAUAAUGUAUCAGGGAGUGUUUCCGGCUGAGUUAGGACCCGUGUAGGACUAGUGAGACUAAGUGAUAUAAUGAAAUGUUGUAAGAAAGAGUCGUGUGUGUAUAUAUGUAUAUACACACCCCAUGAAGCAAGAAGGCCCCUCCCAAAUGAAGGGCUGAAUUGUUCAUAUUGGGCUCCCCACGGAGGACCUUGUGAUGAGUGGGAAUGUAUUAAAGGCCUAGUACGGCUGCGUGUGAACGCAUUGGACCUGAAACAAGACCAGGAUAACAUUAUUUACUCACUACCUUUUGCUAUAUGUGAGCAGUCUCAAUGUGAGACCUAUGAAGAAAAUAAUGUAUCAAAAUAGGUACAGGUGAACCGAAGUGCUUAAUGUGAUGUACAAAAUUAGGUAUUUCAGUUACCUCAUGAGAUUGGCCAAAUUAUUGUCUUUAGGAUAGGUAUAUUGUCGAUGGCAUCUAGUAUGAUUGAGUAGUAUGCAACCCCUGUAAGAUAGAUGUAAUGUAAAUUAAAUGCCUAAAUGAGGUGCAGAAUUAGGAAUGUGGCAGGUUCUGGAGCGGGGCUGCAUUUUUCAAGGCAGAGGUGAGGGUAGUGUUAUAUGUGGCGGUGGCCAGUGAGGGACAGGAGAGGGAAGGGAUAGAUAGGAGUUGUGAAUCAAUAUCACCUGACAGCUGCUGGAGGUCAAUAGAAUUAAGGUUCCUCCUGAGUUGAGAGGGCUUAGGCUGACGUUGUUGGGCGAGAGGGUACUUGAGAGCAAACUGUAAGAGGCGGUGAUCAGAAAGAGGAAAUGGAUUGUUGCAGAUAUUAGACAUGCAUAAGAGAAAAUGAGGUUGAGGGUAUUUCCAGCUACAUGGGUGGGAUAAUUAGCCCACUGGGAUGGGGUUUAUUUAGGUGAAUGAAGUGAUUUUAUUCAUUACAGUUUGAGACAAACUGUAGUCAAAAUAGCUUUGAGUGCUGUGAGUCCCAGCAGUAAGCGGUCGUACACUAAACCUCCAUGUAUGUUUGUAAUGCCUAGUUAUGAUCUUUUCCUUUUCUUGGGACGAAAAACCUAUUUUUUUUUUUAUAUAUAUAUAUAUAUAUAUAAUUAGAUUCGAUUUUAGUGACAGCUGAGCCUGUGUACAAAUAGGUUUACAUGCAAAAGUAUUUUUAUUUUUUAUUUUUUUUUUUACUUGUUUUUGGUUUUUCAUCUUAAUUCUGUUCUGUGCUGGUUUGUUAUAAUUCUCUGAACUGUGGCCUUCUUUCUUUUUUCUCGCAGCAGGUUCCAAAGCUGGACAAGGUUUAUUUUACUACUACUGUCCCACUUACUGGAAGUACUGGUAAGUGGUUAAAUUAGUGUACACUCAAACCAUACUUUUAUUCCUGGAUAACUGUAGUCGUGUUGCUUUAUCAAGAACAGUCUUCCAUCUUACAGCACUCUCUCUGUUAUCUGUGGGUUUUGAACAUCAAGUAUAUGUACAAAGGCAUGCGCAGCCUAUUGCAUUAGGGUGUGCACCCUAAAGCACAAGCACAAGCACUUGCCGCGUGUGUGUGUGUGUGUGUGUGUGUGUGUGUGUGUGUGUAUAUAUAUAUAUAUAUAUAUAUAUAUAUAUAUAUAUAUAUAUAUAUAUAUAUAUAUAUAUAUAUAUAUAUAUAUAUAUAUAUAUAUAUAUAUAUAUAUAUAUAUAUAUAUAUAUUAUGUAUGUAUAUACAUAUAUACACGCGGCUUGUGCUUUAGGGUGCCUGUGUGUGUGUGUGUGUAUGUGUGUGUAUGUAUGUAUGUAUAUAUUAUUAUUGCAAUUUAUAAAGCGCACACAGAUUCCGCAGCGCUGUACAAUUAGUUGAGAAACGUACAAUAUACACAAACAAAUACAAGAGGUAAGAGAGCCCUGCCCGUAAGCUGAUAUCUAGCCAUUGGAGCUCUUUUAUACAAAGUGCUUAGCUAGAUGGCCCUUGAGCUUACAAUCUAAAGGAUACCAGGGGGAUUUGAGACAAAAGGUAGCAGGGGAAGUUUGGAGGUGAUGGCUGAAAGAGUUAACAGAGAAGCAGCUAUUGGUAAGAUGUUAGGGGAAUGAACAGGUAAUUGGGUGAGAAUCUCGAACAGCUGGAGGAGCAUGCUAUAUAUUUAAGGGGAGCCUGGGUGGGUGGGAAGUGGGGAGAAAAAAUGCAGUCUUCACUGAGUUGAUUGUGAAGUGAGGCCUGAGGAAUAGGGAUAGAACAGUCAAUGAAGGUAUUUACGACUGGGGAGGGGAAAAGGAGAGUGGGGGAGGAGGGGGUGGGGGCAGAGUAGACAUGUGUUAUAGACUAUUGAAAAGUUUAGCAAUCAAAUUCUAUCACCCAAAAUAUUAAUAACUGUCUACAUGAAAUAUUGGUCACAAACAUUAAAUGACAGUGGUACACACUGCAUGCACAUAACAUUACAGUGGCAAACUACAGGUAUCAAUUGUAACAACUCUAUAGUAACACAUGAGAAUUUUGUAGCAAUCCAGUAAUACGGGAGGUGGAGUAUCUUCCAAGCUUCAGUCAGUACCUGAGAGUGAUGGGUGUUUCUGCAGGAUGGUAAAUGCCGUCUUCACUGAGUUGAUUGUGAAGUGAGGCCUGAGAGUGAUGGGUGUUUCUGCAGGAUGGUAAAUGCAGUAUGUGUGUAUGUAUGUAUGUAUGUGUAUAUAUAUAUAUGUGUGUGUGUGUGUGUGUAUAUAUAUGUGUGUGUGUGCUGAUUGUGGGGGUACAUUACUUAAUGUCCCCCCUCCCUUCUUACCUUAGGGAGGGGGGAUUCUUGUUAAUGCUGCUUUCCCUGAUGGUCCAGUGGAGUGUGAACUCUAGCCCCUGUGGGGAUAGAGUCCACUCUCGCGAGAUCUGAGCGUUGCUGCGGCAACGCUCCGAUGUCGCGAGAGGAACCCGGCGGAGCUGCCGGCAAUAGCUCCCCAGGUCCUCUCCUGCCUCCCUCCCUCCCUGCCUGUGGGUGGGUGGGGAGGGAGGCUGAGAGCAGAGCCGGCACUCGGAUAGCGCCGGCUCUGCAUGAGCCAACAGGGGAGAUCCUGAGAUCUCCCCUGCCGGUCUCAAUACGUAGGCAUGCCGCGGGGAUGUAUAUGUAUCAAUUGCCUGCAUAUUCUUUUAAUAAGUGCAUGUUUCUAACAGUGCAACUUUAAUGCAUUGAUGUCAGACCAUUCUAACUAAAAAUUCUACAUCUCUGUUUCAGGUAACAAUAUGCAGCAAAUUGGCCUGAGCCUUCCUGUUAUUAUUAUAAAGCAAGAAGAAUCCUGUCAGUGUCAGUGUGCGUGUAGAGACUCUGCUAAAGAGAAUGCUUCUAAGCGUAAAGAGUGUGCACCGCCAUAGCAAGCUACUGAUCCAACACGUCCACCUGUGGCAUAGCCAACCCCUCCCACCACAAUUCCUUUGCCUUCAUCCCUAUGUGUAGGCAGUGGCAGUCGCCUACUGAACCCCAGAGACUCUGCACCCUGACAUCUCUGACUUUAUUUCUCUCCAGAGUAUAACCUGGAAGGGUUAUUGAAGUGUUCAUUCUCAAUAUUAACAAAACUGACACUUUACCUCUUGCAUAUAUAUAUAUAUUUUUUAUUUCCAGUAGAUCAUCAGAACUUAUUUUGUCCUAAAUCUGCAAUGGAAGGAACUGUACACGUAUUGUCCUUCUGGCACUGAAAACCUAGAGAAGAGAACCAUUAACCUUUUUAUGCACUAUAUGUCACUUUGUUUGUGAAGUUGGAUUUCUAGAAAAGAAAAUGUAUAUUAACAGAUGUGUCCCAGAAGGUUUUGCUUCUCUUUCACGUAUCAUCGCUGUAGAGCCUGUUAAAGCAAACUGUUAACCUGGUCCAGCAACAAUAAAUAUUUUGCUAUUUUAUGCUGGUUCUCCUAUAUCAAGGAUGUAUAACCCUGACAUUCCUGCUGUUGGAUGCAGCUUCUAGUUGGCAGAUGGGAAUUUACUCCAUGAACAGCAGAAGUGCCAAGGCUUGUACUCGGACUUAUAGGAAGUCUGGCAACAUGGGCCUGCAUUAUUUAUAGUUCUUUAACCUUUCUCAGUGUCUAGCUUAUUUGCAGUUUAAUCACAGUUCUAAUAUAAGUUUUAAAGGGAAUUUAACAUAACAUACCUUUAAAAUAUUCUGCAUCUCGCUCUGAAUCUGAAGAUAUGUUUACUACAGGAAACUGAUCCAACACGUCCACCUGUGGCAUAGCCAACCCCUCCCACCACAAUUCCUUUGCCUUCAUCCCUAUGUGUAGGCAGUGGCAGUCGCCUACUGAACCCCAGAGACUCUGCACCCUGACAUCUCUGACUUUAUUUCUCUCCAGAGUAUAACCUGGAAGGGUUAUUGAAGUGUUCAUUCUCAAUAUUAACAAAACUGACACUUUACCUCUUGCAUAUAUAUAUAUAUAUUUUUUAUUUCCAGUAGAUCAUCAGAACUUAUUUUGUCCUAAAUCUGCAAUGGAAGGAACUGUACACGUAUUGUCCUUCUGGCACUGAAAACCUAGAGAAGAGAACCAUUAACCUUUUUAUGCACUAUAUGUCACUUUGUUUGUGAAGUUGGAUUUCUAGAAAAGAAAAUGUAUAUUAACAGAUGUGUCCCAGAAGGUUUUGCUUCUCUUUCACGUAUCAUCGCUGUAGAGCCUGUUAAAGCAAACUGUUAACCUGGUCCAGCAACAAUAAAUAUUUUGCUAUUUUAUGCUGGUUCUCCUAUAUCAAGGAUGUAUAACCCUGACAUUCCUGCUGUUGGAUGCAGCUUCUAGUUGGCAGAUGGGAAUUUACUCCAUGAACAGCAGAAGUGCCAAGGCUUGUACUCGGACUUAUAGGAAGUCUGGCAACAUGGGCCUGCAUUAUUUAUAGUUCUUUACCCUUUCUCAGUGUCUAGCUUAUUUGCAGUUUAAUCACAGUUCUAAUAUAAGUUUUAAAGGGAAUUUAACAUAACAUACCUUUAAAAUAUUCUGCAUCUCGCUCUGAAUCUGAAGAUAUGUUUACUACAGGAAACCUAUUGCCAGUUCAGCAUUUUAUUUUUUCCCUCUCUAUAAGAGCUUAUAAGUGAUCCUCCAUGACCUCUUUUACUUUCUAUUUUCUAAUGUUGAGCAUUAGCCUCCUAAACCUCCACUUUCUCCAUAUCUGACAAUUUAGAUGUAUAAUUUCAAGUGUAAGAUGUAUUUGUAUUACAAACUCUUCUGAAAAAAGUAAUAUAAAAGGUAGUAAUUACAUUGGAAUUUUAUAUAUGUUUGUUUAAAAGAACAAGUUUUAGAUUACCGCAUCGCAAAAAUAAAUUUUGUAGGCAAUGGUCGGUGCACAGAAUCUGGAAAAAAUAUAUAUUUCCACUAUAGGUGAUAAUUCCGCUCUGCAGAUAUCCACCAUGCCUCUAUGGUAGAUAUAUGCAUCAUUAUCAUCCAGGGAUUCCUGUUGAACAACUAUAAGAAUGUAUCAAAUAAAAUGGUCAGUAGCUUAAAGUCUCAGUGGUUUAUAGGCUAAAAUUUGUAAUGUUCAGUUUACACUGACCAUCAAUGAACUUUUGUAGAGACUUUUAUAUAUAAAGCAGACAUUUUCUGCUUAACACAGGCAUACUUUACAUUUGUUUAAUGUUGUAAGGUUUUAUCAUUCGUUUUAACACUUGUAUUUAUUAUUUACGAGAGACGAAAACAAAGUCCUUGCAGAAACGUUCCAUCCGCAUCCUUAUUAAAGAAACUCGCACGGAGUUAAAUGUUCCCAUUGUAAGAGCAGGAACUGCUGGUAUUAGCAUACCUGUAUUUUGUUGUUAUCCAUGAACUGGUCCAAGCCACAGUAUGCAAAUAACACUGUUUAAUUGUUCCUAUUCACAUAUCACUGGGUUGUGAUUGUAAAUCGCAUGGUGUCAUUGGAGCCCUGUAAUCUGGUUGUACUUGCUAUAUAUGUGUAGCAAUUAUUUUACUUAAUUUGCAAGCUCAAUGUGGCACCUCCAUUAUUUUUAAUUUCAUCAUUUUGAAUGUAUGAAUUGGCUUUUAAACUAGUGGCCAUCCAUGCUGUCAUAAUAAUUUUGACCUUUAAAAGCUGAUUUUACAAUGCAAUAUCUUACUUAUUUUGCAUUAGGCAAUAGGUAGGAUGUCCCAUGAUAGAAUAGUCUUUUGAACCUAGCUUUGUAUGGGGGCAUAAGCCACUAGUUUUUUGGUUUUUUUUUAUCCAGUGAUUGUUCAAUAUAAACAUUUUGGUGAAUGUUUUACUUCCUGCUGACAAUACAUUGUUGAAAUUUAUAUAUUGCAGAGCAAUAAUUUGUGGAGAAAAGUAUGUUAAUUGUAAGGGUUGGCCAGAAACCCCCUAUUUGUGACUCAGGCAACUUAGUUCUGUAGAAAUAUCAUCCAUUUCUUUUCUGUUCCAUACUGGUUUGUAUUAACUUUAUCUGAUACUUUUUGUUGUAAAUAUUGCCCUCAAAAUUAAACAUGCUGCAGUGUAAAUUAAAACAGUAGAGCACCGCAGAAGCUCCUAUUUGAAUACUAAAGAGCUUGUUGUGUUAACUUCUUGUGCCUAUUUUACUAAAAAAUGGUUAUAAAAUCUGGGAAAAGCAACGAUCAGUAUCCCAACAUGCCUCUGCUUAUAUUUCAUGAAAACAUAAGUGGCUUAGUGCUACAAAGCACAUAAUAUCAGGGGCAUUUUUUUAAAAUAUUUAAACUUUAAGUGUUUUUUUUUUUUUUUUAAAGGUAAGUGUAGAGUCUCGAAGGUUACACAGCAUCGCAAUAUUAAUGCAGCAGUGCAUGAUGAGAAACCGUUUUAUACAUAUUAG
Molecule: messenger RNA, 31211 nt
Organism: Pelobates cultripes (western spadefoot toad)
Lineage: Eukaryota; Metazoa; Chordata; Amphibia; Anura; Pelobatidae
Source: the annotation of a GenBank genome assembly